AUGGAGACGUCAAAGAAGAAAGCUGUAAGUGGGAAGCGGUGUAUUGCGGCUGGCUGCAGCAACACAAACACAGCCGGUGUUUCAUUGUUUAAAUUCCCGAAAGAUGACAGUCAAGCUUUACUAUGGAACAGAGAGGUCAAGCGAACACGGUUGGAUUGGACCACACACACAAAGUACAGUGUAUUAUGCAGCAAUCAUUUCGAAAGAUCGUGUUUCGAAGAGGGUCCCUUGCUUAGGGCAGAGAUGGGCAUCGCCACCACCCGUCCACUGGUGCUGAAGAAAGGUGCGGGGCCAACUAUUUUCAACAUACCACGGCCAGGCAUCAGUGGCAGUGUCACUGUCAGUGCUCCCAGUGCCAGUGCUUCGACAAGUUCAGACCACCCCACCCCCUCCACAAGUGGACAGAUCGUGCCCACGUGGUCUGCAUUUGCCAAAAGGGAAAGGAAAGGGACAAUAGAUCAGAUCAUGGCCAGAACGACUACGGCAUCAGUGGUGGAUGAACCAAUGGCAACGGCACUAGAUUUGCCUGAUGAGGAGGGCGAUCAAGAUCAGGGAAGUGAACAAGGAUGCCAGAGGGACUGGGUACCGAUUGGGACAGCACCAACGCCAAUGACUAGUAGCAGGAGCACCCGAACAGGGAAAAUACAUCAUAGAUCAAAGGACAUCCAUCAGCUGAUUGGACACCAAGAAGGAUGUCUCCUUCCUCUGCAGGGGGGCGACUUCACUGUGGAGCGCGGCUAUCCACAGCCACCCUUUGUAAAAGAAGAGGAGGAUCCACAGCCCCUUGAUAUUAAAGAGGAAAAGGAGGAUACGCAGCAUUCCCAAGACGUCCAGCAGCCCCCCCACAUUAAAGAGGAAGAGGAGGAGCUCUGGAUCACUCAGGAGGAAGAGUGUCUUCUCGGGCAGGAGGAGGCUGAUCUCACCAAGUUUCCACUGACUGUUGUCUCGGUGAAGUCUGAAGACCAUGAGGAGAAACCACCUGAGUGCUCACAGCUUCAUCACAGUCCAAAUGUCUGUGAAGAACGUCUUCUCCCUGAGCAGCGGGAGUGGACCUCCAGGAUGAAGCAGGAGGAGCCACGGCCCCCACACAUCAAAGAGGAAGAGGUGGAGCCUCAAGACCCACACAUCAAAGAGGAACAGGUAAAGCUUCAAGACCCACACAUUAAAGAAGAAGAGGAGGAACACAGCAUCAGUCGAGAGGAAAAGCACAUCGAAGAACUGGAGAAAGUUGGUGUCCCCAAGAAGCCAUCGACUGUCACUGUGAAGAGUAUCAGAAUCAAAAUCAAAAUCAGAAAAGUUUAUACCGCCAUUUUUUGAGAAUGGGUUCACCAACUAGGAAUUUUACCUGGCGCACUCGUGCAACAUAAAAGACAUGACACAGAAUAGAAUAACAUGAUCAGAUCUUGUUAUUGUUCACGUGUCUGAUGACCGAGGGGGAAAAACUCUUCAAGUGGCGGGAGGUGUGGGUCUGGAUGGACCGUAGUCUCGUGCCUGAGGGGAGAUGGGAGAAUAUUUUGUGUCCAGGGUGAGAAGAGUCAGCUGUGGUCCGACCCACACACCUGGUCCUGGAGGAGAACAGGUCCUGGAGGGGUGGGAAUUUGCAGCCAAUCCCCUUCUCAGCAGCACGUACCAUGCGCUGCAGUUGAUGCUUGUCCCGGACUGUGGUUCAGGGGAACCACACGGUGAUGGACGAGGCGAGGAUAGACUCGAUGAUUGCUGAGUAGAACUGCACCAGCAUCUCAGUCGGCACUUUCAGUAUUUUCAGCUGCCGCAGGAAGUACAUCCUCUGCUGGGCUUUCUUGAUGAGGGAGCUGAUGGUCGGCUCCCACUUGAGGUCCUGGGUGAUGGUGCAGGUGGUGCCCAGGCAACGGAUGGAGUCCACAAUAGAGACGGGGUUGGGAGAGUCAAUCGGGGUGAGGGGGGACGGUGGGGCUGUGACUUUCCUGAAGUCCAUGAUCAUCUCCACUGUUUUCUGGGCGUUCAGCUCCAGGUUGUUGAGGCUGCACCAGGACGCCAGCCGGUCCACGUCUCUCCUGUAGGCAGACUCGUCGCCAUGAGCCCGAUGAGGGUAGCGUCGUCCGCAAACUUGAGCAGGUUUACCGACUGGUGACUGGAGGUGCAGCAGUUUGUGUACAGGGAGAAGAGCCAGGGGGAAAGUACACAGCCCUGAGGAGUACCAGUGUUCGUGGUUGGACCGUCCGAGACAAUCUUCCCCAGUCGCACGUCCUGUCCUCUGUCCGUCAGGAAGUCAUUGAUCCAACUGCAGAGGGGGUCAGGCACGCUGAGCUGGUAGAGCAUGUCUCGUAACAGUCCAGGGAGGAUGGUGUUGAAGGCAGAGCUGAAGUCCACAAAUAGGAUCCUGGCAAAGGUUCCUAGGGAGUCCAGAUGCUCCAGGAUGAAGUGGAGAGCCAGGUUCACUGCAUCAGCCACAUACCUGUUGGCUCUGUAGGUGAACCCUAGUAGGUCCAGGAGGGGGGCGGUGAUAUCCUUGAGGUGGGGCAGGACCAAGCGCUCAAAGGACUUCAUGACAACAGACUGCAGCGCCACCGGCCAAGUCAUUAGGUCCUGUGAUCCUAGCUUUCUUGGGGACAGGGACGAAGGUGGAGGUCUUGAAACAGGACGGCACAAGUUACAUAUUUAAUGGAUAGUUAAUUACUGUAAUUUUACAUGAAUUUGGAAGGAAUUUGAGAAAACAGAAAAUGAUGUUUGAUUAAUUUGGUAUUUUUCAGUAAAAAAAAUUGAAAUAUA
Messenger RNA from Nerophis ophidion (straightnose pipefish), 2748 nucleotides. RefSeq names its product involucrin-like. Gene Ontology annotation, molecular function: sequence-specific DNA binding. Bases 1 to 1317 code for a protein of 438 amino acids. The record is from RefSeq and is a predicted model, not a curated record. Lineage: Eukaryota; Metazoa; Chordata; Actinopteri; Syngnathiformes; Syngnathidae. The transcript is spliced from 6 exons.